CAACACUUGCGUGAGGAUUGUGCUUACAUUAUUUGCUGUAUUAUUGUGGACACAACGCAUACCUGUGGAUAAACACCUCCAUGGUGCAAUUAAAACAUGUUCACAGAUCUUUAGGAAUACUAUUAACCAGUCGAAGCAACUCAUAUGCUGAGAUGGAGCAAAGUGUCACAGACGUUGAGAGGAAUGGAAGCAGGAAACGACAGGUAUUUCAGCGUGUAUUUCAGAAGAUUCGUACUAACCCUGAUUACAGAGAACGAGUCCUGUUGACGAUAUGCAUCUACCUAUCAUUUACGGUCAUUGGAGGUACCAAGGGUCAGCUGGGUCCGGCCUUACUGGACCUGAUUGCCAUAUCCGGUGUAGACCUGGCGAAGGGAGCAUUCAUUGUCACCUCUCUGUAUCUUGGCUAUACCAUCGGAGCCGUGCUGAAUGGCGUCCUGUAUUACCGUUUCCGGCGGACUAGUCUCUUCUCAUUCUGCUGCUUCUGGAUGGGUAUAAUGACCUGCGCCAUUCCUUGGUGUUCAAAUUAUGCUCUGAUGCUAGGAGCGCAUGCUUUUUUGGGCUUAUUUCAGGGUGUAGUUGACGCAGGCGGGAAUGCGGAAGUCAUCAAGUUGUGGACAAAGGACAGCCGAACACUUGUCGUCGGUCUGCAUCUUGUCUUCAAUAUCGGCGGUGUUUUAUCACCAUUAAUAAUCGCUCCAUAUCUAAUGACGAAUGUGGUAGUGCGGAACUCUUCACAUCACGUCGAGGAUCAAGCAUAUGCCCCUAAUUGUACAAACGGUGAUAAUAACGUCUUGAGAUGUUCCGCAAUCAAUUUAUCAACAUCGAACACUACCUUUGAAAAUACCACCAUUUCCAUGUUAGGAGACGGACAAAAAUUCACAUCAAAGAUACACAUCGCCUAUAUUAUAUCGGCCGUUUCCUGUUUGCUGGUGGCCUUUCUCUUUAUGAGCCUCUAUUUUUCCAAGAAAUGGAAAUGUUUUGUUCAUUCUAUUGGUGUAGCAACAGAGAAUGACGGGACAGGUGGUGAAGUAAGUAAAAAGGAAAAAAGUCAAUUAAAACUAACCAGAACUUUCAAAAUUGUUGCGCUAGUUGUCAUGAUAACCAUAUCAACACUAAGCAAAGCGAUAGAUCAUGCUUUUGCUGCGUACCUGUCAGCAUUCUGUGUCGACGCUCUCCAUUGGUCGACACAAAACAGUUCUUAUCUGACGUCAGCGUAUUUCGUGUGUGUGGUUAUAGGCGGAGCGUGUGGAACUAUAAUGACCAAAGUGACGUCACUGAUUAUGUAUGAGGGUUUGCAAGUUGCACUGAUGCUUGUGUCAUUCAUCUGUCUUGCGCUCAGUGUAACACACUCGGCAGCAGCAGGAAUUUGGGUUGCCGCCUCACUUUUUGGAUUUGCAAAAUCUGUAAUAUUCCCUCUAACACUAGCCUGGACAAAUGAUUCAUUUGUGAAAAUUUCAGGCAAAAUUUCGUCCGUAUUUUUUACUUCGACUAUGGCUGGGAGUGUUACAAAUCCUCUUCUGCUGGGGUAUAUAAUGACCAAAUUUUCAAAAAUGUGGUUUUGUUACUUUUUCCUUAUUGAAUCUAUUCUUUUAUUGAUAUUCUAUAUCAUUGCCGUACUACUGACUAAGCAUGCCAAGCACAUAUGUAGGGACAAUGAUAGUGAACAAUUUGAUAUUACAUAAGGAUAUGUGCUACCUUAUUUCGGCAUGUAGGUUUUGAAAGUAAAGAUUACUUUGUUAAUUGGUUCACGAUUGCUUGCAAUGUGCUAGAGAUGCUAGCAUAAGUAAUUAUCAUUGAAUGCAAAUAUUAAAAUGUAUAAAAAGAGGUUACAAAAUCACAGAUAUCCUGUGCAUCGUUGCAUAUUUGUAAUUUUCUCAUGUAGUAUUUUUUUUAUAACGAAUCGUACCCGAGAAAAAUAAUCCAGUCAUUAAAAAGAUUGCUGUUUACGUAAGAAUGUAAGAUAUAUGACUCGUGUUUUUGUAUGGAUUGUGACGUCGUGUUGUUUGUGUGUUGGCACUGGUUAAAUGUUUUUCUAUUUCACUUUACUGGAGGUUUUUAUAUUUGCCAUGAAAACCAUUUUUAAUACAUAAUUAUGUUAAGCUUUCUUUCUUUUAUAUAUAAUAAAUACACAAAUGCGUUACUUUUUAUUUGCUAUAUUGAGCAAUAUUUAAUGGUGCAAUACGAUUUUUAUAAUAGUAGGUAUAAAAAUAAAGCGUACAGCGUUAUCCCUCAGUCUGGGCACGGGAUCCAUCAGUUUUGACUCGGCAUUAUUUAUUGGAAACCCCAUAUUAAUUAAGUUACAUACAAUUGUCUUGACAUCAUGAAAACAGAAAAGAAAGAUACAUUUAUAUCUCCAAUGCUACUAGUUGUAUUCAUAUAUAGCGUACAGGGGAAUCUCUUUGUCUCCUCCAAUCUGGGCACGGCAUGUUUUAUGGGAAAACCAAUAUUAAUUAGGUUGCAUACAAUUCUCUUGACAUCUUGAAAACAGAAAAGAAAGGUACAUUUCAUAUAUAGCGUACAGGGGAAUCCCUUAGUCUCGUCCAAUCUGGACACGGCAUUAUUUAUGGGAAACCCCAUAUUCAUUAAGUUGAUACCAUUGUCAAAUUAAAGUCGUUAUUUUAUGCAUUUUAAUCUGAUAUACUGUCGAUACAAAACCCUAUUCAUCAACACGAGAAGGAGUUUAUUCCAAAAGGGUGAACUUUAUAAAGAUAAUUGAUUGUAUCUACAUGUUUAUAAUUUUUGAAAGUUAAUGAAGUGCUGUCUUAUUACUGCAUACAACCUUGACUUACUGAAUUGUGUAUUUGUGCUUAUCUUAAUCAUGCAGUUUUUUGCAUAGUUGAUUUUGUUGUGUCACAUGUAUAGAUAAUUACUGUGUUUAACAAGUAAUGUUCCGGGUUCGCCGUAAUGUAAUAAUUGCACAAGAACAAAUGACCUUAAUCCCUACAGCGUCGGAGGCCACUUGUAUCUUUAUAUCGAUAUUUUUCAUCUAGAAAAACCAUUUAUGAAGUAUCACUUAAACGGCUAUAUGUAAUUAUAUUAGUGUAAUAGUAAGAUCAUUUUGAGAGUUCCAACUGCUCGCAAAAAAGGAAUUCCUGGUUGAGUUCAGUUCUGGGCUAUGUUCAAUAUACAUAUUUUAAGAUGAGUUUGUUAGCUUUUAGCAUUCUUUAAGCCAUGUGUUAAUGACUUAAAAUGUUUUCGAAUAACAAUAUAAUAAUACACUCCUGGAUAUUUUUUUUAUUGAAUGUUGAUGCUCUUCAAAAUCCUGUUUUGAUAGUUUGAACGUUUUGCAAUGGCCAUGCGAUUUCUACGCAUGGAAAUACAAUUUGAAUGUGCUUUGAUACGUGUAGUAAAUAUAAUGAUAAUGUUAUAGAUACAUCAAUAUACUUUGGAUUAAAUCAUUAUAAUUUCAUUUUUGUACAGGGGUAGAAUUUGUACACGACAGCUUCUAUUCUGCGUCCCUUUUUAUUAUUUACAUUUAAAGGCAUUCACACAAUUCCUGAUACAUUGUAUUUAUAUUUCUAGCAAAAACAUCUUAUGCUAAGAAAGCUCCUGCGUAUAAAAGAUAUAAAUUGUCAAAUAAUGUUGUUGAUGUGUUACAAUUAUGUUAAUAUGCUGAUGUGCUUAUUUAUCUUAUUGUUUCGUGAUGUUGAGAAAAUAUUUGCUUUCAAUAAAAUGAAAUGAUGUUUCCUAAUUAGGCACAAAUGCAGAACUGUUUGAUAAUGAUUAUAGAUACAGCACUUUUUUGUGAAGUAUUGAUAUAUUUCCAAAAUAAGGAGACAAUUCUAUAUAUUUUUAAUGAAUUGGUGCAUCUUAAGGAGUCUUUAAACAUAUUUGUUUCUUAUCCAACCUCUUUCAGCUGCCAUAUUAUAUAAUUUUAUGUAUAUACA
This is a messenger RNA of Mizuhopecten yessoensis (Yesso scallop), 3887 nucleotides long. RefSeq names its product sodium-dependent glucose transporter 1A-like. Gene Ontology annotation, biological process: transmembrane transport. NCBI's taxonomy places the organism in Eukaryota, Metazoa, Mollusca, Bivalvia, Pectinida, Pectinidae. The coding region runs from base 81 to 1682 and encodes 533 amino acids. The record is from RefSeq and is a predicted model, not a curated record. The transcript has 4 exons.